GAUCGGAUCAGUUGCGAUUCAAGCCGGACCGAGGAUCGACGAGCUCCGUUCGUACGACGACGACGACGCCGUGCAGCAUCCCGUACAUACGAGAGCUAGAGUGUCGAUCGGAUCGGAUUUGGAAUUCGAAAAGCAAACGGUGUGAUCUAGCUGAAAAGAAAAAUAUUUAGAUAGGUCUGUGUGCAACAACGACUGAAGGGUGUAAAACAGACUGUAAUUAUACGUUGAUAUGGGGGGAUGUCAUUAUCGUGGAUGAGAUAGUAUGGUUCCUCUGAACGCUUCCAAUCAACUCGGGAUUUGGUGAGAACCGCUACAAGUCACCCACUGACAGGCCCACUCCACCCAGGGGACAGACAACAACUUAUCCUCGUGUGAUAACGACAGCUCACUCCGUUCCCCGAGAUAAUGUGUUUUUGAAAGAAUAGGUGCUUCUAAUCGGAAACAUGUGCACCCCCGGAGGCAGUGGACGUAUCUAUCUCUCACCUGGCAUCGGUGAUGUCUGGGAGGUCGUCCGGUGAUAGCAGCAGUGUAAUUGUACGUUAGCUUGUGCCCAAAAACCAGCUGCCGCCAGCUUUAGUACGCGGUGGUGUACCGAUAGAAGUGCAGCCGCGAUUGUGCGGUGAACGUGAGGAUCACUUGAAGAUCGUCCCCAAAUUCCAAUACCAGUGCGCAAGAGUUGAACAUAGUGUUCCAGAUACUCUUCUACCUUGAUUCUUUCUUAGAGAAUAAAACAACACAGAAGCGUAAGGUUGAAUUUCGUACCAGUGUCAGUGCGAUCGCGAAAGCAUCCCUCUUAACGAAAGGUGACAUACGGUUUCCAAACGGUGAAAAACUGUCACCGUUCCGGUCCGGCCACCGAUCGUGAGUAGCGAGUCAGUGUCACCGCUAUUUGGAGUGGUUUUUCGGUAGGUUAUUUUUGCGCGGGCAGUGAAGAAGCAGCUAAAGAAGCAGUGAUCCAAACCUGUCUCGUGGACGAUGGCGAUCCGUGUGACAAAGAAAUGCUUCCUACUGUCCACGCUCGGUGUGUUGGUCGUGGCAGCGGCACUGACCGUGACCCUGGUGCUGGUGCUGCGGGACGAUGAAGAGAUCAGUGAAACCUAUCGCUUUGCAGCCAGCUCGAUCGAGGUACGGCUCGAGGAGCAACCGGACCAUCGGUACGUCCUGAGCAUCCGCCGAGGUGACGAUCGCGUGCAAAGGAUUACCUUCGAUCAUGACUUCACGGAUGACUCGGACAUCGAAACGUUCCCGAAAGGUAUGCGACUGUACGGUAACGGCCACAGCGUGGAAAUUCGUGAAGUAGAGGACAGCGCCGGCUUUGCCUACCUCAGUAUCUCACGCACCCUGCGCAAGGGCCAGAUCGGUAGCGAUGUGCUGCAUCUGCACGAUACGUUCGGGGCGGAACAAACCCCGCUCCACUGGUACGGCGGCCCGGAACUGAUGGAGCAGUACUAUCCGAUCGAGAAGCUGCGGUUCGACGACUACCCGUACAUCACGAAGGAACUGCACAGUGCGGCCAUCAUCGAACGCUACUGGCUCAGCACGGCCGGGGUGUUCUUUUACGUCGAAAAGGAGGUGCCACUGUUUAUCGACCAGAACGAUCAGGUGCUACGGUUUACCGCAAAAAAGGAGCUGCCCUACUACACGUACGACGACGAGUUUGUGUUCAACUACCGCAUCGGUGUAGCGGCCGAUGCGCGGGAAGCGCACCAGAAGGCGGUCGAGCGGGUGCUGAACCAACCGGUAGACAUUCCCGACGAGCGCAUGGUACGGCAACCGAUCUGGUCCACGUGGGUGCGCUACCGCCGCCCGAUCAGCCAGCAAACGGUGCUGGACUUUGCGCGCGAAAUCAACGCGUACGGGUUCAAGAACGCCCAGCUCGACAUCGAUGAUCUGUGGGAGGUGUGCUACGGAUCGCUCACCUUCAACACGAUCACCUUCCCGAACGUGACCGAGAUGACGGAAACGUUGCGCGAGAUGGGUUUCCGCGUGACGCUGUGGGUGCAUCCGUUCAUCAACAAGAACUGUGAUCCCUGGUACACGGAGGCACUCAGCAAGGGCUAUCUGGUGAAAUCGCACAACGAAACGAUCGGGUACAACACCAAGUGGUGGAACAGUGGCGAAAACGAGGCGUCCUACAUUAACUUCAACAACCCGGACGCAGUCGAAUGGUACCGGCGGCGGUUGCGCGAACUGCAGGAGCUCGGCAUCGACAACUUUAAGUUUGACGCGGGCGAGACGAGCUGGGCACCGGCCGAUCCCGACAUUGAAGGGACCACGGCACUGCUACCGUCGAGCCAAACGGUUAACUUCGUGCGCAUGUGUGCCGCCUUCGGUGGCAUGAUCGAGGUGCGCACCGGUUGGGGAACGCAGGAUCUGCCCGUGUUUGUGCGGAUGCUCGAUUUCGACACACGCUGGGGCUGGAACAAUGGGCUACUGUCGCUGAUACCGACCCUGCUGCAGAUGAACCUGAACGGCUACCCGUUCGUGCUGCCGGACAUGAUCGGUGGCAACGUGUACGGGGACGAUAUACUCACGAAGGAGCUGUUCAUACGCUGGCUGGAGGCGAGCGUCUUCAUGCCGAGCAUACAAUUCUCCAAGACGCCGUGGGAUAUUGAUGAGGAGAGUAUAACAAUAUCGAAGAAAUUCGCUCAGCUGCACGAAACCUACUCAGACUACAUUAUCCAGCGGAUGCGACUGGCCGUAUCGCACGGUACACCGGUAAAUCCUCCCAUCUGGUGGCUCGAUCCUACCGAUAAGAUCGCCCAAACUAUCUACGACGAGUACCUGCUCGGGGAGGACAUUGUGGUAGCACCGGUGCUGGCGGAGUUUGCUACCACCCGGGACAUAUAUCUGCCCAAGGGUACGUGGCGUGAUGGCAACACGAACCGCGUGCACGAAGGUGGCCGAUGGAUCUACAACUACACCGCACCGAUGGACACGCUGCCAUACUUUGUCUCUGCCACGUUCCAGCUAAACUAAGCGGGGCGGUCUGUCGCAACCAAAUUACGCUAGUUCCUUAUACAAAGCAACGAAAAACCGGGUUCCGAAUUUGGAUGGUAAAGUAAGCAGAACACAUAGUGAUUUAUAUUUACCUACUACUUUUCCAUCAAAAACCAAAAUAAAUUAGAAACUAUUGACGUACAAGGGAAGGGAGAGAAAUGUA
This is a messenger RNA of Anopheles coluzzii, 3163 nucleotides long. RefSeq names its product myogenesis-regulating glycosidase-like. The transcript has 5 exons. Gene Ontology annotation, biological process: carbohydrate metabolic process. Gene Ontology annotation, molecular function: hydrolase activity, hydrolyzing O-glycosyl compounds. Bases 976 to 2979 code for a protein of 667 amino acids. The record is from RefSeq and is a predicted model, not a curated record. Lineage: Eukaryota; Metazoa; Arthropoda; Insecta; Diptera; Culicidae.